UCCACUUAGCCACCGCAAUUCUUCUUCUCCCCCAAUCCAUUUCUUUUAAUUCUUGUAUAUUCCAAAUCCAAUUUUAAUUCACCUAAUUCUAGAUACCCCACAACAAAAAAAAAAAGAAAAGUAAAACACAUUUUUCCCGCUAUAUAUGUUCCUUAACUCUUCCGUAUAUUUUUAAUCAAAACCAAACAAAUUCUGAGAUUUCCCUUGAGACAAGGUUUUAAUAGCCACACACACUCUCUCUCUCUCUCUCUCUCACUAAUAAUAGAGAGAAAAGAAACCGUGAGAGAGAGAAAAAACCAAGACAAAAACAUGUCUCUUGAUUCUCCAUUGAUUGUUGAAGAAACAAAACAAAACAAUAAGAAAGAAGAAGAUAGAAGAGAAUUGGUUGAAGAAGUUAAGAAACAGUUAUGGCUAUCAGGGCCAUUGAUAUCAGUUACACUUUUAAAUUUUGGUAUCAAUCUUAUUUCAGUUAUGUUUGUUGGUCAUCUUGGUGAGUUACCUCUCUCUGGUGCUUCCAUGGCUACUUCUUUUGCUUCUGUCACUGGUUUCAGUUUAUUGCAAGGAAUGGCAAGUGCCUUGGACACAUUUUGUGGACAAUCAUAUGGCGCGAAACAAUACCGCAUGUUAGGCGUACACAUGCAGAGAGCAAUGUUCAUUCUCAUGGUCGUUGCGAUUCCCCUCGCGGUUAUUUGGGCAAACACAAGAUCAAUUCUCCUUGUGCUUGGCCAAGAUCCUGAAAUAUCUAUAGAGGCUGGCAGCUAUGCAAAGUUAAUGGUUCCAUGCCUUUUUGCUUAUGGUCUUCUACAAUGCCUCAACAGAUUCUUACAGACUCAAAAUAUUGUAUUUCCAAUGAUGUUUAGCUCUGCGAUGACGACGUUACUUCAUCUUCCUAUUUGCUGGUUUAUGGUAUACAAAUCUGGAUUAGGUAGCAGAGGUGCUGCCAUAGCAAAUUCUAUAUCCUAUUGGAUCAACGUUACCAUACUCGCACUCUAUGUCAAGUUUUCUCCUUCAUGUAAAAAAACAUGGACUGGUUUUUCCAAAGAAGCGUUUGCACUGAACAAUAUCCCAAUUUUCCUGAAGCUUGCUGUUCCUUCAGCUGUAAUGGUUUGCUUGGAAAUGUGGUCAUUUGAAUUAAUGGUUCUUCUUUCCGGUCUUCUUCCAAAUCCGAAGUUGGAAACAUCAGUACUUUCUAUCAGUUUGAAUACAUCGGCACUUGUUUGGAUGAUCCCCUUUGGACUUAGCGGAGCUAUAAGCAUUCGUGUCUCGAAUGAACUCGGGGCUGGUAAUCCACGGGCCGCACGUUUGGCAGUGUAUGUCGUUGUAGUGAUAGCCAUUAUUGAGAGCAUCGUAGUUGGAGCUGUGAUUAUACUAAUUCGCAAUAUAUGGGGAUAUGCUUAUAGCAAUGAAGAAGAAGUUGUCAAAUAUGUAGCAAUUAUGUUGCCUAUUAUUGCAGUAUCCAACUUUCUGGAUGGAAUACAAAGUGUUCUUUCAGGCACUGCUAGAGGAGUUGGUUGGCAAAAGAUCGGCGCAUAUGUCAAUCUCGGGUCAUACUAUUUAGUUGGGAUUCCAGCAGCAGUUGUAUUAGCUUUUGUAUUGCAUGUUGGCGGGAAGGGACUGUGGCUGGGGAUCAUAUGUGCACUCUUCGUUCAAGUAGUUUCUCUAACGAUCAUUACAAUACGCACUGAUUGGGAGAAAGAGGCAAAGAAGGCUACUGAUAGAGUUUAUGAUUCAAUAACAACAGAGAGCUUAGUCUCAUGAAGAAUGAGAUUUUUUGAUUUGUUUUCUUAGUGUAUUGGCAGAGAAUACAUCUUUUAAUGUAAUGUGGAGGGAAAAUAACAUGUGUUGCUUAUAAAAGUUAGUACAUGUGAAUGUGAUCCAUGUUACUGAUAUCUUGUAACGUUACACAUUGUUUAUCUCUAUACCACAAUACGCGAUCAGUUCGUCUGGAUUAGUACAACAACUUUAAAGUUGUUUGAUCUUGUAUGCAAGUGUGUUAAUUUAAAUCUUAUAUUUAGAUCAAUGGAAGAAGUUUAUUGAUAAAAA
Messenger RNA from Medicago truncatula (barrel medic), 2043 nucleotides. RefSeq names its product protein DETOXIFICATION 16. The transcript has 8 exons. The record is from RefSeq and is a predicted model, not a curated record. Gene Ontology annotation, cellular component: membrane. Gene Ontology annotation, biological process: xenobiotic detoxification by transmembrane export across the plasma membrane. The coding region runs from base 310 to 1758 and encodes 482 amino acids. Gene Ontology annotation, molecular function: antiporter activity; xenobiotic transmembrane transporter activity. Lineage: Eukaryota; Viridiplantae; Streptophyta; Magnoliopsida; Fabales; Fabaceae.